AUGCCAUGCAAUGCCUCCUCCAACUUCCCAUCUUUGGCCCCCCUGGCUCUUUCGGGUUCCGCCCCGCGGGCCAGCCGGAAAAACAGCCCGCCGCGCCGUAGCUCCCACUCCGCCGACGCGCAGCACGCCCGCCCUGCAUUAGCCGCCCGCGCCGCCGGGCCCCCACCAGCGCCGGACGGUUCGUCCAGCGCAACGCGCAGCAGCUUCGUGUCCGCUGCGCCCGCGCCGCACGAGAGGGCUCCGACUUGGGAAAGCGUGCGUCCCAGGACGCAGCCGGAAAACUUGGCAGUGGCACAGGGACGGGUGGGCGCUGGGCCGCACAGAAACAACCUGGCUGGCCCGCGUGACUGCGAAGGCGGCCUGCGAAACCUCCGAUGCGUGCCGCUCGCGCAACACGGCGACGCGCGCCCCGCUUUUUCUCGGCUUACGUCGCUGGGGCUUCUGGGCUCCACUGUUGCGGUGGUGCGACCUUUGUCCCCCGGCUGGCGUGUAUCAGCUGGUGCAUCGUACGGAGUACCCACGGUCCAGCAGCUCCCUACGUCGCGACACGACAGGGCCCCGCUCUGUCCGCCGUGGAUAGCCGCGUCCACCAACAACCCGCCGAAAACCGCUGGCUCCAUGUCGUUGACUCUGGGCGCCGACGUUCCCUGCCUGGCUGCUGCCACGUCGUUUCACCGCCCCCUUUUCUUGUAA
This is a messenger RNA of Ustilaginoidea virens, 693 nucleotides long. RefSeq lists its product as uncharacterized. The coding region runs from base 1 to 693 and encodes 230 amino acids. The transcript has 3 exons. The record is from RefSeq and is a predicted model, not a curated record. NCBI's taxonomy places the organism in Eukaryota, Fungi, Ascomycota, Sordariomycetes, Hypocreales, Clavicipitaceae.